CUUCCCCUAUUCAUGCUUUUCAUAAUUAUAUUCUUAAUUCGGUUGAAAUUGGUAAUAAAUAAGUGAUUCAAGAAAAGAAAUUGAACAGGUUCUAAAGUUGACUACCGACACAUAGCGUACGACGAUGGACAACAUGGAUAGCAAUAGGGUUACCUGAAUGACUCGGAUGACCUGAAAAAUUUGCAUGAAAGAAAUGGAGAAAAAAAUAAAACAUGUCGUGAGCAUGAUAAUAAAAUAUUCCAAGGAACGCAUAUGUAACCUGUUUUAAAGCAGCAUAAAAGGUGGACGUAAAUCUAAAACUGGAGAGAUAUAGUCAUAUGUUAGAGAGAGAGAGAAAGAGAGAGAGAGAGAGAGAGGUGUUGGCAGCACCACUCUAUAGUAUAUGUUGCAGGAUAUUAGAUGUCGCUUCUCAAUUUAGUCUUUUUUUUAGAUUCUUUGUCGAAGAAGGAUGGCCCAAAACAAGGCGCUUAUUACCGAUCUAUUCUCGUCUGCUUUAGGUUUAGCUUUUUGUGGUGUUGCUACGGUAACACCUGGAUUCUUUAUUACUCGGAAUGGAAGGAUGAGCAUCUUUUACUUUAACUAUAAGGAGUUUGGAUCUGACUCAUGGUCAACAAAGACUUACCUAGCUUAUGAUGAGGAGCACGAUACGAAUGGAUCCACUCAGCUCUCAAUGCUAGAUGUGCAGUUGGAAAGCCUACUUACUCUUGUUCUUGGUGGAUUCGGUUGGUUGAUUCUUUUGUCAAAUACCAAGAAAACAGCGCCAAUUCCACUGAUGUGUUUGACUGGGGGAAUAUUUCUACUUGUGGCAGCUACUUCUGAGUUAGUGGUUCUGGUACGAUUUAUAGCUUUAAAUACUAGUUAUAACGCUGCAGUAACAAAUUCAAAAAAAAGGUUCGAUAGCCUCGAGCGACCGAAUGUCGAGGUUCCGAUCUCCCUUAUUCUUGCUGGCGUUGGUAUUACCUAUAUUCUUAUUGCUGUGGUAGAGUAG
Messenger RNA from Saccostrea cuccullata (small rock oyster), 988 nucleotides. RefSeq lists its product as uncharacterized. The transcript has 5 exons. The coding region runs from base 449 to 988 and encodes 179 amino acids. Lineage: Eukaryota; Metazoa; Mollusca; Bivalvia; Ostreida; Ostreidae. The record is from RefSeq and is a predicted model, not a curated record.